Erinaceus europaeus (western European hedgehog) is the source of this 2311-nucleotide messenger RNA. RefSeq names its product transmembrane protein 145 (gene TMEM145). The coding region runs from base 63 to 1754 and encodes 563 amino acids. The transcript has 15 exons. Gene Ontology annotation, biological process: response to pheromone; G protein-coupled receptor signaling pathway. The record is from RefSeq and is a predicted model, not a curated record. NCBI's taxonomy places the organism in Eukaryota, Metazoa, Chordata, Mammalia, Eulipotyphla, Erinaceidae.
CGCGCUCUCGCCGCCGUCGCCCCGCCGGAGCGGGAGCCGGAGCCCGGGCCGGAGCGGGCGCAAUGGAGCCCCCGCGUGCGCCCGCUCUGCGCCGCCUGCUGCCGCCGCUGCUGCUCCUGUUGCUGCCUCUGCCCCCCCGCGUCCGGGCCAAGUACGUGCGGGGCAACCUCAGCUCCAAGGAGGACUGGGUGUUCCUGACAAGGUUUUGCUUCCUCUCGGACUAUGGCAGACUGGACUUCCGUUUCCGAUACCCCGAGGCCAAGUGCUGCCAGAAUAUCCUCCUGUAUUUUGACGACCCAUCCCAGUGGCCAGCCGUGUACAAGGCCAGGGACAAGGACUGUCUGGCCAAGGAGUCAGUGAUCAGGCCCGAGAACAACCAGGUCAUCAACCUCACCACCCAGUACGCUUGGUCAGGCUGCCAGGUGGUGUCUGAGGAGGGCACCCACUACCUGAGCUGUUCCAGUGGCCGCAGCUUCCGUUCAGUUCGAGAAAGGUGGUGGUACAUUGCGCUCAGCAAGUGUGGGGGAGAUGGGCUGCAGCUGGAGUAUGAGAUGGUGCUCACCAAUGGCAAGUCCUUCUGGACUCGGCACUUCUCAGCUGAUGAGUUUGGGAUCCUGGAGACGGAUGUGACUUUCCUCCUUAUCUUCAUCCUCAUCUUCUUGCUCUCCUGCUACUGUGGAUAUUUGCUGAAAGGUCGUCAGUUGCUCCAUACGACUUAUAAAAUGUUCAUGGCUGCAGCGGGAGUGGAGGUCCUGAGCCUCCUGUUUUUCUGCAUCUACUGGGGCCAGUAUGCCGCGGACGGCAUCGGCAACGAGAGUCUGAAGAUCCUGGCCAAGCUGCUCUUCUCCUCCAGCUUCCUCAUCUUCCUGCUGAUGCUCAUCCUUCUGGGGAAGGGAUUCACAGUGACACGGGGCCAUAUCAGCCACUCGGGCUCCGUGAAGUUGUCUGUCUACAUGACCCUGUACACCCUGACCCACGUAGUGCUGCUCAUCUAUGAGGCUGAGUUCUUUGACCCCGGCCAGGUGCUAUACACGUACGAGUCGCCAGCAGGCUACGGGCUCAUCGGGCUGCAGGUGGCAGCAUAUGUGUGGUUCUGCUACGCUGUGCUGGUCUCCCUGCGCCACUUCCCUGAGAAGCAGCCCUUUUACGUUCCCUUCUUUGCUGCCUAUACCCUCUGGUUCUUUGCGGUGCCCAUCAUGGCCCUGAUCGCCAACUUUGGGAUCCCCAAGUGGGCCCGGGAGAAGAUUGUCAAUGGUAUCCAGCUGGGGAUCCACUUGUAUGCCCAUGGCGUGUUCCUGAUCAUGACUCGUCCCUCCGCGGCCAACAAGAACUUCCCGUACCACGUGCGCACGUCGCAGAUCGCCUCUGCCGGGGCCCCGGGCCCGGGAGGGAGCCAGGCGGCGGACAAGGCCUUCCCGCAGCACGUCUACGGCAACGUGACGUUCAUCAGCGACUCGGUGCCCAACUUCACGGAGCUCUUCUCCAUCCCCCCGCCCGCCUCCUCCGCCGGGAAGCAGGUGGAGGAGACGGCGGUGGCGGCGGCGGUGGCCCCGAGGGGCCGUGUGGUGACCACGGCCGAGCCGGGCGCGGCCUCCCCGCCCCUGCCCGCCCGCUUCCCCCAGGCGGCCGAGCUGGGCUGGGAUGGCCCGACGCCGCCCUACCAGCCGCUCGUGGCCCCGACGGCGGCGCCGCACACCGGCUUCACCGAGUACUUCAGCAUGCGCACGGCCGGGGGCCCCGCACCCCCGCUCUGAGCGCCCCCGCCCAGCCCCGCCCCCGGGCCGCGCCGGGUCCCCUCCGGUCCCAUCCCGCCCCUCCCUGCCCGGCUCCGGCCUCCGGCCCCCGCUGCUUACCGGCCCCGGGCUCGGCCUCCCCCCCCAGCCCCCCGACUCUUGUGCCAAACGGUCCCGCGGGAGCCGCUCUCCCCGUCCCCUCCCUCAGCCCCUGCCCCGAGCGGCGCCGGAUUCUGGGCUCCCGCUGUUCCGUGACCUCCGGCCCCCCGGCCCCCUCCGUGACCUCUGACCCCGCGGGACCCCGAGGCGGCAGAGAACACCGGCCGGACCUGCCCUUGACCCUCCAGGAUCCUCGGCCGCAGCUCCUGGGACAGACGCACAUGGCGAAGCUAUUCUACGUUCUGAACCCCUCCUUCCUGUGGAUCUGUCUGACCUGGGACCCGUGCUUUGUCCACCCAUGGUUGUCUCCAUGCUGGGGGUCCCCUUCUCAGGAUCCCCCCGGCAGACGUUUUUUUUUUUUUCUUUGUCCCUUUCCCUUCUUGCCAAAAUAAAAAGAGUCGUUGAGUUUUUGACUACAA